AUGUGGAAUGGCCCCGAUACCCCAUCACUGCCCAGAGCUCUGGCAAAUCCUGGGCAGUGGUGCUGGUUCAACGCGGUGUUGCAAGCACUGGCAAGCAUCAAUGAUCCCAGGUGGUGGGGAAUCUUGCGAUCCGUCUUGGAGCCCGAUCCCUCUUGCAACAGCUCUUGUCAGGGAGGCGAAGCGCCCAAAGAUCUGUCGGCUUGCUUGGCCUCCGUGCUCCUGUACAUAAAUCAUGCGACGUCUCUUGAGUCGGACUACGCGAACGAGAUCGUCUACAAUCUUGCUGCGGCCAUUGACCGGGAGUGCGGCCUCAGCUCCGCCUAUGGCGAGCAACAGGACGCCCACGAGGCCUUGAUCCAGCUCUUAGAGGCGCUACAUGCUGGGCUGCUGAGGCGGCAGCUCCAUGCCAGCCAGGACCUUCCGAGGCCUCAACGACCCAGCUGGGAGCUCCGGCCUUGGCUGGUUCCGACGGGCGCCUGGGCUCGCGCCGUGCUCGCCUGCCGCUGGUUCCAGGAGCUGUGGCAGGGCACCUUGGAGGAGAGGCGCGUCUGCAGCGCGUGCGGACUUGUGAAGGUGGACGCCUGCCCUUCCAGGCAGGCCUUCCGCUGCCUUUCCCUUGACAUGCUCCAAGGCCAGGUGACGUUGGCGCCUAUCGAUUUGCUCAGUCUGCUGCACUCUUCCUACGGGGGCAAGGGGGUCGAGGAGAUUGAAGGCUUGGUGUGCAGCCGCUGCUCCGCACGAGCCACGCAGCAGAGAUGUUUGCUUGAGGGCCUUCGAGGCUCCUUUCAGGCAAGGCAGGCAUACCGGCGCUUGACAGCCUUUGGAGAGACAAUCCUGGAAGCAGAGCAUCUAGGCCUGCUUUGUCCUGCGGGUUCUCCGGAGCCCGUGCUGUGCCGCAGGACUCAUUUCCGGUCAUUCAGGCUUCACAGAGCUCCGGCCAUUCUGACCCUCCAUUUGCGGCGCCUGAUACAUGGGCCCUGGGGCUUGAUGCGACUGCCCAACCCCGUGCGCUGUCCGGCUGUUUUGGUGCUGGACAAAGUUCUCCGCAGCUAUGCCUUGGACUCGGUGGUGUCGCACCUGGGCACAGCCAGCCAAGGGCACUUCAUUGCCCAUCGAGCAUGGCACCCACACGGGCAAAGUGACGCCCAGAAGGCUUACAUCUCUCUUGCCACCUCGGGCAAAGUUGACCUGUGGUGCCCGGUCCUGGCUUCCUUGCGCUUCCUGAGACAUUGGCACCCAGGUGCGGCGGAGAACGUGGGCCAGGAGCCCAGAGCUAGCAUCGUGGCCCAUGGUGAGGUCCUGGAAGUUCUGGCUCCUGGCACUGCGAGUAUCUGGACGCGGACUGCUCCUGCCGCCCAUGCCUCAGAGUCAUGCGGCGAUGAAGUCGAUGUCUCGGAGUGUCUUGAGACCUUGGGCAGAGCCUCCUGCAGGCGGCUGAAGGUCUUCAGUCCGGCGCAGGCUGCUCUGCUCGACGGCCAGACCUCGCGAAUACAUUCCCUCAGGCACAUCGUCUCCAAGCUCGCGGACGCCAGGCAGAAGGUCUACGUCUUCGACAACAAGUUCUUUCAAAAUGUCUCGGCUGGGGAGCUCGCACCGAUUCCAGAAUGGCUGAAGAUGGGCUCGGCAGAGAAGUUUCUGACCAUGGGUGGGCCGCUUGCGGGAACUCAGUUCCAUUCGCACGGCCCUGCCUUCCUUCUGCUCGCCUCGGGAAGAAAGCGUUGGUACAUGCAUGCACCGGGGCACUUUCCCAAUGCCACUGCUCGCGAGCUUCACCGUCCUGUCUCAGCAUUUGAGGCAGAUGUCUUGCCAAGCCUGGAUUCACCUCCGCUUACAUGCCUGCAGAAAGCUGGGGACGUGGUCUUUGUGCCAGAUGGCUGGUCACAUGCCACGAUCAAUGUCGAGUCGACGCUUGGUGUGGCCUGGCAGCGCACAACUUCCUCUACCCAAAUCUGUGAGCAUGGCUUCGACUACUGGUGCCUGUCCAAGAACCUCAUCAGUGUGGAGAAGCUGAGUCCGAAGAAGCAGCCUGCCCGAUACAAGGAGCUCUUCCAGCAAGCGGAGGAUGUCACGGGGGGGUUCCCCGUCGGCUUCCUGAGACACCUGACGCCAUACUGGCAAGUGUCGGCGGAUGCAAAGGAAGUGUUCAAGCGAGUUCGUGGCAAAGUUGUCCAGUUCCUCAAGGCUGCGCAGCCACACAGUGACGAAGCCAUCUUGGCAACUGCUCUCCUCAAACGACUUGCUGAUGUUCUCUUCAAUGUCAAGAAGGAUGCGAAGAGAGCUUCGGAUCUCCUUGCAGCUGGUCAGCGGAGAGCCCCCGAAGCUGGAGUAGGUGUCUCUCUGGCGCAGCUGUUGGGACAGCAGCAUCGCUGGAAGGAAGCUUCAGAGGCACUGGUGCUCCACCUCAGCCACUUCCCAGAUGACGAGAGCGCGGCCCGGCAAAGAACUUUGCGAACAAGCCGUGAUGUGGUGGCGUCGGGAAGAACUGCUGGGGAUGCUGAUCAUGCUGCUGCAGAAAAGAGAGAGGUUUGUGCUGAUGACGACCGCGUCUUCGAGACAAACUUGUGGCAGGUGCUGAGUUUGCCAGCUGCCUACCUGUUUGUCUACGAGCCGCGGGCCAAGAGGCUGUUCAAAGGAACGGCCGUUUGUCACCCUUCAUUUGCACGCAGCGUGCCUACAGCCAGCGGAAAGGAAGGCGCCCUCAAGUAUCUGUGGCAGACCUCGCCGCUCACUUCAAGGCUUGCGCACUUGGCUGUCACAGCCGUGUCGGCCUAUGCCCUGCCACGCUUCGCAGAGAGCCGUCCAGCAGAAGACACCCUCAUGGAGCCGGCCGGGUUGACUGUUCGAAAAACACACGUCCGGCAAGCCAACUUCCUCGUACCUUAUGCAGAGGAGAGACAUCACGCUGUCCACAGCUUGCAGGUUCCUGGAAUGUUGGAUUGUGAGGGUGAAGGCUGGCCUCAGGAGUGGCGUGUUUUCCGACUGGCUGCCACAGAGGCGGUUGCCGAGGGUUUCGCACGUUCAGCGGCGCUCGAGCAGAUGGCAACGAUGAUCGAGGAGAAGUGGGGCCGCUGGGUUUGCCCCAAGGUUCUUCGUGGAGAGCAGUGCAUGAAAAGUGAUGAUCUUGUGUUCGACUUCAUCCCUGAACUACACAGAGAAUGCCACGACUCGAACAACUUCGAGCGCUAUCUGGUAAGGCACUACUUCAGAAGCGAGGCGUACAAGGCACUUGAGGCGCCCUCGGGAUUCUGCCUCUUUGGCUACGUCACGGCUCUCAUGGUCCUCGCCUGGCACCGCCUCCCGGAGCAGGUCCAGCCCGGCUUGCGGUACACCUACAUCGCGCGGCACCUUCUAGGUCACUACCACUCCUUCGACUUUCUGGAGUCUUCCUCUUGGCCGGUCUCAUCCUUCCUGAUCUCGGUGAACUUCCAUUCAGGUGGGACCUGGAUGCCGGUGGCUGAAGCUCCAGAUUAUGUGCAUCCGGGUCAGCUUGGGCCAGCUUUCUACUACGAUCAACUUGCAUGGCGUGGAACUACAGAGGCAGCCAAAGUUAUGCCUUCGCCGGUCCCAUUCCUGCCUGGACAGAGUCCGCUGGGGGGACCAGGGUCCCCGAGCCGACCGCACCUGGUGGUGUGGCAGUCUUGCAUCCACGCCUCGACAGCUGGCGAGGCCGUGACGAUGAUCACCCGUUUCCUUAGCGAGGACUACAGCGUCGAGUUUCGCGGCAACUCGCUUGCCCACAAAAUGUGUCUCAACUACCGGCCGACGAUAUGUGCAGAGGGCCGCAACAAGGAGUUCUUGGAUUGGGUGUACGAGGCUGGGAUCAACAUGCCCUUCUCGGAGCUCUCUCGGGCAUUCCAGAAGGAGAUGAUGCCGCAGCUUUCACGGGCGGAUGUCUGGAUGUGCUCCAUCCCAGCAGUGUGGUGUUGGCUUCUUUGGGAUUCUGCGAGCCAGUUCCAAAGCGUCACAAAACCCAUCUUCGCCUACCUCGGACUGCCGAUCUUGCAGCAUGUGCGGCGAGAUGAGCGCUCGGAAUUCUUGGAAGCCUUUGCAUUCUUGGGCAAGAGCAAGCAGACCAUCAUGGCGGCCAACAAUGUCUACUUGGCCGAGGAGGUUGCUUGGCAGACGGGCCUUCGAAUUCCAACGCUGAGAAUACAUGGGCUCCACACCAAUGCGACAUACCUCCCGCUUCGCAGCUCGGAGGUGCUGAUCUCGCGGCCCGGAACCAGCGGUGGAUGGCAAGAGUGCAUUCUGAAUCGAUUCGUGGAUGCGAAUCCCACGUACCCGCUGCGGUUUGUGCAGUUCACGGAUCUGCUGGACCCACACACGACAGAAGAGGUCUACAACGACACCCUCUCAUAUCAGUCUUUGUCCCAGUAUCGUGCCGUGGUGGGCUUUCCCUACGACACAUCCUUGAUGUUCUUCUGGGAGUUCUACUCGAUGAACAUGCCGACGUUUGUGCCAUUCCAGCUUUGGCACUGGGGUGUUUUCGGUCAGCACACGCGAUCAGAUCUGGGGGAGAUGAAGAUCCUACCUGGACAAGGCCCGGUGCUGUCGACGUUGAUUCCUGAAGAGGACCGGGUGUCGUACUCCCCCUUCUUUGACGGCUUUGGAGUUCUUGAUGUCGAGCGCUCCAUGUUCUGGUCUAAGUACACCGACUGGGCCAUGUUUCCUCACGUGCAGUACUUCAAGUCUGUACCGGACCUUCUGGUUCAGCUUGUCGAGAUCAGUCUGCAGGUCGUGUCUUCGGCUAUGAAGAACUUCAACGAGGAGUGUCUGAUAAAGAGUGUGGCGACAUGGCGAUACGUGGUUGAGCGCUUUCUGGAAUUGAAGACCGCCGCUGCAUGA
This is a messenger RNA of Symbiodinium natans, 4845 nucleotides long. The record is from the annotation of a GenBank genome assembly. NCBI's taxonomy places the organism in Eukaryota, Dinophyceae, Suessiales, Symbiodiniaceae.